Branchiostoma belcheri (Belcher's lancelet) is the source of this 1545-nucleotide messenger RNA. RefSeq names its product cytochrome P450 2U1-like. Gene Ontology annotation, molecular function: heme binding; oxidoreductase activity, acting on paired donors, with incorporation or reduction of molecular oxygen, reduced flavin or flavoprotein as one donor, and incorporation of one atom of oxygen; iron ion binding. Gene Ontology annotation, biological process: xenobiotic metabolic process. Gene Ontology annotation, cellular component: intracellular membrane-bounded organelle; cytoplasm. Bases 58 to 1545 code for a protein of 495 amino acids. The transcript is spliced from 5 exons. NCBI's taxonomy places the organism in Eukaryota, Metazoa, Chordata, Leptocardii, Amphioxiformes, Branchiostomatidae. The record is from RefSeq and is a predicted model, not a curated record.
AAUACUAUCUUCACAGGCAACUCCUGAAGACCAGCCAAGGACCGUCCUGAGUACACCAUGUCUGUUUUGAAGCUCCUUGCCGCAGUGAUUCUUGACUACACUAACUUAACGACAGCUUUUCUGGCUGUCUUUGUGUUUUUGUUGAUCUACAAGAUGUUCAGGAGGCCCAGAAACCUGCCACCAGGACCCCGCCCAUGGCCCCUUUUCGGAAACCUGUUCAUUCUAAGCAGGGACAAGGCACACCUACAGUUCACAGAGUGGACCAACCAGUAUGGGAAUGUCUUCAUGAUCUACUACGGGCCCAAACCAGUCGUGGUUCUAAACGGAUAUGACACCAUACAGGAGGCUCUCAUCAACAAGGCAGAGGACUUUACAGACCGACCAGGGAUGAACAAUUCUCUAGGUAUUGCUUUUGCUCCCUAUGGUCCAUUUUGGAAGGAACAGCGUAAGUUCACCAUGGCAGGCCUGCGAGACUUUGGCUUCGGGAAGAGAAGCUUGGAGGGGAAAAUCCUGGAGGAGGCAGACGCUCUUGGAAGGGAGAUUGUAAAGACAGAAGGUAAACCGUUCAACAUCCUCUCUCUGUUGCGGAAGGCAGUGACCAACGUAGUAUGCUCAAUCGUGUUCGGGGCACGGCACGAAUACGAAGACCCUGCUUUCAAGACUUUCUUACAGCACGUGGACACCCAGUUUCGAACCUCAAUCGUCAUUGGUCAGUUAGCCAGGUUCCUCCGCCACCUCCCGGUACUGGGGCGAUCUGCUCGGACCUUACUCCAGGCAAAGGAAGCGAUGCGACAGUUCAUAAAACUGAAGGUCGACGAACAUCAACAAGACUUCGAACCAGAUGAUAUCCGGGACUUCGUGGAUCUCUACAUCCAAGAAAUGAGGCGCGGACAAAUGAGGCGCGGACAAAGAAAGAACUUCACUGACCAACAACUGGUGUACAUUGUUGUUGAUCUGAUAAUUGCUGGCACAGACACCACCGCCCAGAGUUUGUACUGGAUCCUCCUCUACAUGAUACUCUACCCUGAGCUACAGGAAAAAGCCCAGGAGGAAAUCUACCGUACGUUUGGGGACAGCGCUCCACCAACAACGGCCAAACGCCAGGAGGUUCCAUUCACGGAGGCCGUGGUUUGGGAAGUACAGAGGAUCAACAGUGUGGCCCCUUUAACCAUCCCUCGCUGUACGUCAAACGAUACGGUCAUGUAUGGCUACGACAUUCCCAGAGGCACCAUGGUGCAUGUGAACCUGUGGUCAGUACUGAGGGACCCCGGCCUAUGGGAGGAACCGGACCAGUUCAAACCGGAACGUUUCCUUGACAACCAAGGGCAGUGCGUCAAGAAAGAUGCCUUCAUACCAUUCUCAAUUGGUCGGCGAUAUUGCCUCGGCACUCAACUGGCCAAGAUGGAGCUGUUCAUGUUCACCACGUAUCUGCUGCAGCACUUCACCUUCAAGCUGCCAGAGGGCGAUCCUACACCAUCCACUGUGGGGAAGCUCGGCAUAUCCAAUGGAGCAAGGCCUUAUGAGCUGUGUGCUAUUCCAAAGUAG